Messenger RNA from Triplophysa rosa, 2080 nucleotides. It is a transcript of the gene tctn1, whose product is annotated as tectonic family member 1. Gene Ontology annotation, cellular component: MKS complex. The transcript is spliced from 14 exons. Lineage: Eukaryota; Metazoa; Chordata; Actinopteri; Cypriniformes; Nemacheilidae. The coding region runs from base 185 to 2068 and encodes 627 amino acids. The record is from RefSeq and is a predicted model, not a curated record. Gene Ontology annotation, biological process: protein localization to ciliary transition zone; cilium assembly.
UAUUUUAUUUUUAUAUUAUAUUUGCAUUUGACAUAUUUACAUACAACAUAUAAUGCAAUGCAUUUAAUAUACAAGGCAAUAAUAUUAUUAUUCGUAUUUACCGUACGGGAUCAGCAGUUUUUACUCACAAUCCCACAAUGCAUUUCACUUCCUGGAUACCACUGACAACGCCAUGUAACCAAGCAUGGCGGCGUUGUGUUGUCUUCUUAUUUUAGCAUUUUUAAAAACCGCCCUGUGCAUUGAACACGCGAAUACCACCGAAAGCAUUAAUAUCACACUAAAGGAUGCAAACGACACAUUUUCUGACCGGGAAGACUCGCUUAAUUUCACGGAGUUGGGAAUCACUCCCACUCCGUCUUCUUUCCCAGAUUCAUCCGAAUCUGUGACAGCAUUUCCCGAUCAAACCGAGUCCACAGACACUUCUAUCCCCAACACGACCCCCGAUGUACCGCGAUCAGCACUGCCCCUGCCCGUCUCUGGUGUCCUCCCUGUUCCGGUAAUUGAAGUCGUCAAAUUGUGUCCAUGCAACUUACAAACUGGUCAGUGUGACAUCAACUGUUGCUGUGAUCCAGACUGCACAGAGGAAGUGUCCCUAUUCACUGACUGUUCAAUAAAGACAGUCAGUAGUGACCCCAGAUUGUGCCAAAAGGAUACAGUUGUUUAUUCCAUCAACACCACAGCAGAUGGUUUGUCUCGUGUCCAGUCGUCUGUUCAGCAGGAGGUCAACCCUGAUGUCUUCUGCAUUCAAUCUGCCAACUAUGAAGAAGGAAUGUCAUUUGGCGCUCCUGAAAUUCCCACUGAGGAAAAUUUCGACUCCCUUUUUGGUCAAUUUGUGGGAUUUUUCUUCGGCCGCUCCAGGGACACCAGUGCACAGAGCUCUGCAAUAGGAAAUGUUCCAGGAUAUCUGUGCGGUGAUGUCAUGCAAACAGUGAAUGAGGCUGGUGAGCAGGAGUCUUUCCCCUUUCCUGCCUCUGCGGCUACAGCUCACUGCUUAGAUGCAAACCCUGCAGCUUUUCUCAAAGACCAGACAAGCAGAUGUGUGAGAAGCUUUGAUUUGGGACAGGAUUGCUCAUCACUCGAGGCUCUAGACCUCAGAGCCUAUAUCACUUUCAAGAUCCGUACUGGAAAGAAUGAAGAAGCUAAAGUUAUAGGUGCGGAAGUGUCCGCCAUCACCCUGGAAUCUUUGGAAGGCACGUGGACGUCAGUGGACCCUGCUGAAAGUGCUGUCUAUUUCCCUGUGCUCCUGGAGUCUGGUGAUGUCUGCAACAAUGUUGUAAAGCAGGUGAAAUACAUAUUUAGGUACAGUGAAGCUGGUGAAAUUCUUAGUGUAAUGGCAUCAUUUUUGCUGGGAGCCAUUAAAAGCAUCAUGGUGCCCAUACAACAAGAGUUUCAGAUUACAUUCCUGCAGGAGAUCACAAGCACAGCAGGGAUGAGAUUCAGUGGCAAUCCUGGUUAUGUGGUGGGACUGCCUCUUGUGGCAGGAACGAGAACAGCAGAUGGAGUUGUUCAGAGCACUGACCCAAAAGGUUCACUAACUAUCCUCCAGAACUCUGGAGAGCAGGAUUGCUUGCUCGGCUCGUCCCGGCGGUCCCCUGUCCUGUUCGGGAUAGACAUGGUAUCGGGCUGCACUUUCAGGCUUUCUGAUGCAGUUAAUUGUUCCUUGUUAUCUGAAGUCAUUUUGUCAGUGCUGAAAGGACAGAACUUCCCUGACCAUGUGGCCUCCUUUGGAAAUUCCCUGCCUCAAAACACUCUGGACUGGGUCCCAAUACAGAUCCAAACCAUAACAACGAGCACGCAAACAUGCAGCAUCCCACAGUCUUACCACCUUGAAGUAAAGUGGACCAAGUAUGGAACCUUGGUGAAUCCCCAGGCUCACAUCGUAAGCAUCAUGGAAACAGUCCUUACUAAUACCAGUAGUUUGGCCCUGCUUACCAGUGCUGGUGGCCUACUGUCUGUCACAGCCUCUGUGAGCUUUGUUGACGUGUCUGCGUCUCCCAGUCCAGGAUUUAAAGUUCCUCCCACAAUUGAUGCUAAAUUACCUGUUGACUUCUUCUUUCCAUUUGUAUGAUUUAAAAUUAAG